Xiphophorus couchianus (Monterrey platyfish) is the source of this 8192-nucleotide messenger RNA. RefSeq names its product dysferlin, limb girdle muscular dystrophy 2B (autosomal recessive) (gene dysf). The record is from RefSeq and is a predicted model, not a curated record. NCBI's taxonomy places the organism in Eukaryota, Metazoa, Chordata, Actinopteri, Cyprinodontiformes, Poeciliidae. Gene Ontology annotation, biological process: plasma membrane repair; T-tubule organization; macrophage activation involved in immune response. The transcript is spliced from 58 exons. Bases 320 to 6730 code for a protein of 2136 amino acids. Gene Ontology annotation, cellular component: T-tubule; membrane; cytoplasmic vesicle.
ACCAGAGAUUCAGAGAGAGAAAGAAACCAGAAAACACUGAAACAGACAGAGUGAGAGGACAAUCCGUGGAUAAUCAGCUUCAUUUUUUACCCUUAAACAACUUCAUCUGGUGGAGAUUUUUUUCCAGAAGAAGCUGAGAUCUUUAUUUCCCAUCCAAGGCUGAUUAUUGUGGAUGCCUCGUUAUGUAAGCCAUUGCUUCUUCCGCCCUGGAUCUUUUCGACCUUCUGAACUCGGUCACUUCUCUUUCAUUCAGAUCUGAAACUGUCAGAUCCAAGGGACUUUUUUCAGCCCUUCAUCCCAGUUGGAUUCUUCUUUAGCCAUGUUGCGCUGCGUACUUCAGCGGGCUAACAACCUCAGGCGAUCUGACCCUCUGGCCAGUGUCACGUUUAGAGGGUCAAAGAAGAAGACAAAGGUCAUUAAAAACAACCCCAACCCGGUCUGGAACGAGGGAUUUGAAUGGGACCUAAAGGGGAUUCCUCUGGACUCUGGAGCAGAAAUUCACUGUGUGGUCAAAGAUCAUGAGAAAAUGGGAAGAAACAGGUUUCUGGGUGAAUGUCGCCUCGGUCUCAGAGACGUUCUCAACUCUCCCAACUUUGCUGCCACCUUCACCGUCUCCCUGUUGGACACAAAGAGGAACAACACCGGGGCCACGCUGACCCUGCAGGUCUCCUACAUCCCUCCUCCAGGAUCGGCUCCCGUUUUCCAUCCUCCCUCACAGCCGGAGUCCCUUCCUCACAGCAACCCCAACAUAGAGCUGGACACAGUUACAAUGAUUUCUCUGGAUACUCUGGGCGAGGAGGACACAGAGAGCAUGAUCAUGGUGGAGCCUGCGGAGGAACCGGGAGUUGACGACAGUCAGUCCCUGGUGAUCGUCGGCCCCCCAGGGCCUCCUGGCCAGGAGUCGCCCACCAACCAGACGCCCAAACGCUUCCCGCCGGCCUACAACACGCAUGGAGGGCUGAGGAAGAGGAGGAGAGGCACCAGCAGUCAGCCCAAACAGCUGGCCAACAAACCUCAGGACAUACAGGUUCGUGUUCGGGUCGUUGAAGCUCGACAGUUACCUGGAGUCAACAUCAAACCCGUAGUGAAGGUGGCAGUCGCCGGGCAGACUAAGAGAACCCGCAUCAGAAAGGGAAACAACCCAGUCUUCGAUGAGACAUUCUUCCUGAACUUUUAUGAGACGCCUUCAGAGCUGUUUGACGAACCCAUCUUCAUCACUGUGUGUGACUCUCGCUCACUAAGAACUGAUGCUGUAAUCGGUGAAUUCAAGUUGGAUGUCGGCACUGUCUACAAUGAACACAGACAUUGCUUUUUGAGGAAAUGGCUUCUGCUGUGUGACCCUGACGACCUCUCUGCCGGGGUCAGAGGUUACCUGAAAGUCAGCGUGUUUGUCCUGGCAGCUGGAGAUGAACCACCGGCUGAUAAACGGGAGUGUGUUGAGGAGAAAGAGGACAUCGAAGGAAACCUGCUGAGACCGGCCGGCCUCUCUCUGAGAGGGGCCGUCUUCACGCUCAGGAUCUUCAGAGCUGAAGAUUUACCUCAAAUGGACGACGCCUUCAUGGAUGGAAUGAGGCAGAUUCUUGGGUUUGACACCAACAGAAAGAACUUGGUGGAUCCAUUGGUGGAGAUCCACUUUGCUGGAAAAACGGUCUGCACCAAGAUUUUGGAGAAAAACGCCAAUCCUCAGUGGAACCAAAGCCUGGCAAUGCCAAUUAGAUUUCCCUCAAUGUGUGAGAAGAUGAGGAUUCGAAUUGUGGACUGGGACAGAGCUAGUCACAACGACGUGAUCGGUACCACCCACCUCUGCAUGUCUAAGAUCUCGGCCCCUGGAGGAGAGAUCGACGAUGACUUGACUCCUCGGACCGUCCACUCAGGCAUUGAUGACAGCCUUGGUUUCCUGCCGACAUUUGGGCCGUGUUUUGUCAAUCUGUACGGGAGUCCCAGAGAGUUCACCGCCUUUAACGACCCUCAUGAAGCUCUAAACCUGGGAAAAGGUGAAGGCGUGGCGUACCGCGGCAGAGUUUUACUUGAACUGACCACCAAGCUGACGGAGAAGCCGGAGCACCGAGCAGAAGACGUCCCAUCAGACGACCUGCUGGUGGUGGAGAAGUUCCUCAGAAAGAGGAAGUUUUCUCUGUUUGUGGCGUUUUACUCAGCCACGCUCCUGCAAGACGUCGACGACGCCAUCCAGUUUGAGGUCAGCAUCGGUAACUAUGGCAACAAGUUCGACUAUACCUGCCUCCCUCUGGCCUCCACCACACAGUUCAGCAGGGCCGUGUUUGACGGUUGCCACUACUAUUACCUCCCCUGGGGAAACAUCAAGCCGGUGGUAGUUCUGUCGUCAGAGUGGGAAGACAUUCGACCGAGGAUUGAGGCUCUCAACAUGCUGCUCGCCAUCAUAGACAGACUGGAGACAAACCUGCAGCAGGUGCAGCUGGAGGUCAAGGCAGGGAGCGAUAUGGAGGACGUAGAGCUGCGAGUUGUAGAGCUGCUGGAUCAUCUAAUCGCAGACUGCAGUGAGGAGCUGCCCGCUCUCGACCAGUGGCAGUGUGCCACUCCUCUCGAUCGCUCGCUCAGGCACAUCCGCAGCCUCCACCUGCAGCAGAUCAUGGCGGCGGCGCUGACGCUGAAACAUGGGCCAGAAACCGAGCUUUCUUUGGUGCUGGAGCAGGCAGAGGACUGGGCCAACCGACUGAGGACGAUCGCUGAGGAGCCUCAGAACAGCCUUCCAGACAUUGUGAUCUGGAUGCUGCAGGGUGACCGCCGGGUUGCGUAUCACCGCAUCCCAGCGCACACAGUCCUCUUCUCGCAGCAGUACUGUGGGAAACACUGCGGACAGCUGCAGAGUGUCUUUCUCAAGUACCCGCAGGGCAGGGGCGGAGAAGCCAAACUUCCGGGUCAGCUGAGGGUGAAGGUGUGGUUCGGACUAGCUGCUGACGCCAAACACUUCAACCAGUUUGUUGAAGGAAAACUGUCCGUGUUUGCUGAGAUGUACGAGAACCAGACCCGGCUGGCUCUGGUGGGAAGCUGGGGAACAACGGGUCUGACCUACCCGAAGUUCAGCGACGUCACGGGGAGAGUGAAGCUGCCCAAAGAGAGCUUCAAGCCCUCACCUGGAUGGACCUGGGCUGGAGACUGGUUCAUCAGCCCCGAGAGGACGCUGCUGUUUGACGUGGAUGCCGGUCACAUGACCUUCACAGAGGAGGUGUUUGAGAACCAGAUGAGGUUACCGGGCGGACAGUGGAUCGGCAUGCCGGAGGGCUACACCGACGUGAACGGGGAGAAAACGGUGCCGAAGGACGAGGUGGAGUGUCCUCCUGGGUGGGUGUGGGACGAGGUGGAGUGGAGCGAAGAUCUCAACAGAGCCGUUGAUGAUCAAGGUUGGGAGUACGGCAUCACCAUUCCUCCGGACCGCCGACCAAAGUCUUGGGUUCCUGCAGAGAAGAUGUACCACACCAACCGGAGGAGGCGAUGGAUCCGGAUGAGACGGAGAGACCAGCAGAAGAUGGAGGCUCUCAGGAAGCAGCGACCGGAUGAUUCAGACAGGGAGGGCUGGGAGUACGCCUCGCUGUUCGGCUGGAACUUCCACCUGAAGCCCAGGAAGACGGACAGCUUCAGGAGGCGCAGGUGGCGCUGCCGCAUGGAGCCGCUGGAGAAGACGGGACCGGCCGCCAUCUUUGCUCUGGAAUGUUCUCUGAGCAGCAUAGAGGACAAACAUGACGACAAGUCAGUCACCACCACUUUUGGAGUCAACAGACCAACCAUUUCCUGUUUCUUUGACCGCGGGACCCGCUAUCACCUGCGCUGCUACAUGUAUCAAGCGAGAGACCUGCUGCCAAUGGACAAAGACAGUUUCUCAGACCCCUACGCCAUCGUGUCGUUCCUCCAUCAGUCCCAGAGGACGGUGACCGUCCGCAACACCCUCAACCCCACCUGGGAUCAGACGCUCAUCUUCUACGAGGUGGAGAUUUUCGGAGACCCCGAUGCGACGGCAGCCAAUCCCCCCAACAUUGUGGUGGAGCUUUAUGACGAGGACUCAUAUGGAGCGGAUGAGUUCAUGGGUCGCUGCGUGUGCCAGCCGUCCCUCGCUCCAUUGCCUCGACUCGCCUGGUUCCCUGUUCACAGAGGGAGUUCGAGCGCCGGCGAGCUGCUGGCCGCCUUCGAGCUCACACGUAGAGAAAAGCCAGCAGUUCACCACCUUCCAGGACUAGAGGGUGAUGCCAUCAGUUCAACCCACGUACUGGACGAGUUGAUGUUUCCAGGAUUCCUGUCUGAAAACCUGCAGCAAUGGCCAGAUGAGUCGGACCUUCCCUAUCCGCCCCCCCAGAGAGAACCCAAUGUCUUCAUGGUUCCCCAGGGGAUCAAACCCGUUCUGCAAAGAACGGCCAUUGAGAUCUUAGCGUGGGGCGUUCGAAACCUAAAGAGCUUCCAGCUGUCCAGUGUUACGUCUCCCAGCCUGCAGGUGGAGUGUGGAGGCAGCAUGGUGCAGAGUUGCGUCAUCCGCAGCGUGAAGAAGAAGCCAAACUUUGGCGUCAACACGCUCAUCCUUGAUGUGAGACUUCCCCGUGAGGAGCUCUACAUGCCGCCCAUCAUAAUCAAAAUUAUUGACAACCGUCAGUUUGGGAGGAAGCCGGUGGUCGGUCAGUGCACCAUCCGGUCGCUUGAGGAGUACCGACGCACAGAGGAGGAGGAGCGAGCAGAGGAAGAGGAGGAGGAGGAAGGGGACAGAUGGAGACGCGAGACACAGACGUUGACCUCUGGGGAAGUCUUUGUUGACAUUGAUGAUCAGGAGCCGCUUGUUCCUGACCAGUUUGCAGAUGGAGCCAGUUCAGCUAUCAUUAACCUCUCGACCUCUAGUUCCAGCCUGCAUAUGUUACAGUGGGGAGAGGAGUCCAUGGAUUGGUGGAGUAAAUUCUACGCAUCCAUCGGAGAAAAAAACAAAUGUGGUACUUACUUAGAGAGAGGCUUCGACACCCUGAAGGUUUAUGACCAGGAGUUGGAGAAGGUUGAAGGUUUUGAGGGUCUCUCUGAUUUCUGCCAAACAUUCAAACUGUACAGAGGAAAGACUCAGGAUGAAGGAGAAGACCCUUCAGUGGUGGGAGAGUUCAAGGGUAUGUUUAAGAUCUACCCGGUGCCAGACGACCCGUCAGCUCAUGCUCCGCCCAGGCAUUUCAGGAAGCUGCCUCCCAACGGCAUCGAGGACUGUCUGGUCCGGGUCUACGUCAUCCAGGCCCAAGGACUGCAGCCCAAAGAUGCCAAUGGGAAGUGUGACCCUUAUGUCAAGGUCACCUUGGGGAAGAAGACCAUCAGUGACCAUGAGAACUACAUCCCCUGCACCUUGGACCCGGUGUUUGGAAGGUUGUUCGAGCUCAGCUGCUCCCUCCCUCUGGAGAAGGACCUGCGGGUGACGUUGUACGACCACGACAUGCUCACCAAAGACGAGAAGAUCGGAGAGACGCUGAUCGACCUGGAGAACCGCUUCCUGUCCAAAUAUGGAGCCACGUGCGGCCUGCCGCAGUCCUACUGCAUAUCAGGGGUCAACCAGUGGAGGGAUCAGCUGACUCCCAGGCAGCUGCUCUGCAGGCUGUGUGAACGACGAAACCUGAGGAAACCCGUGUAUGAAGACGAAGCAGUCCGGUUCAGAGGGCAGAGACACACGGCCGCAGACCUGGAUGACGGAGACGUGUCCAAGCGAUACCUCGGUCCACUCAAGGAGCGGCUGUCCCUUCACAUCUUGAGGAAAAUGGGCCUGGUACCCGAGCAUGUGGAGGUCCGACCGCUUUUCAGCCCGCUGCAGCCCGACAUAGAGCAGGGGCGACUGAUGAUGUGGGUGGACGUCUUCCCCAAGUCUCUUGGACCGCCUGGACCCCCGUUCAACGUUACGCCACGCAAGGCCAAGAAGUUCUUCCUGCGUUGCAUCAUCUGGAACACCAGCGACGUCAUCCUGGACGAUGUCAGCGUCAGUGGCGAAAGGAUGAGCGACAUCUACAUCAAAGGUUGGCUCGACGGACAUGAACACAACAGGCAGAAGACGGACGUCCAUUACCGCUCACUGGGCGGCGAGGGAAACUUCAACUUCAGGUUCCUGUUUCCCUUCCAAUACCUGCCAGCAGAACAGCUCUGCGUCGUCGAUAGGAAGGAACAUUUCUGGAACAUCGAUAAAACUGAAACCAAGCUGGCUCCUAAACUCACCAUUCAGAUCUGGGACAAUGACAAGUUCUCCUUUGACGACUACCUUGGCCACGUGGCGAUGGACCUGAACCACAUGCUGCGUCCUGCUAAGUCCCCAGAGAAAUGCACCCUGCAGACACUGGACCAACCCACGGACAAACUGGUGUCUCUGUUUGAACAGAAGACGGUCAAAGGGUGGUGGCCCUGCACCUGUGAGAAAAACGGGGAGAAGAUCAUCGCGGGGAAGGUGGAGAUGUCUCUGGAGAUAGUGACGGAGCAGGAACAGGAGGAGAGACCAGCCGGGCUCGGCAGGGACGAGCCCAACAUGAACCCACACCUGGAGGAGCCUCAGCGUCCUGAGACGUCCUUCCUGUGGUUCUCCUCCCCCUAUAAGACCCUCAGGUUCAUCGUGUGGCGGCGAUUCAAAUGGUUAAUCAUCCUUUUCAUCAUCCUCUUCCUCAUCUUCCUCUUCCUUGGUGUCUUCCUCUACUCCUUCCCGAACUAUGCUGCCAUGAAGAUGGUUGGACCGUUUGGACCACCCAAAGCUAAUGGUCUAUGAAGAAGAAAUGUGAGAAAUAAGAACAAAAAGUCAAAAUUAUAAUGGGAAAAACAUUUUUGAAAGUGAAAAUCAUGAACCAAAACUCUGUACCUUUAUUAUAUCCCCUACAUCACGACCCAACACAGAUUUAUUUUAGCGUGCGCUAACACUCGGUUCUCUGAUGAAACAAUUCAGAACAUCUGCAUGAUAAAAAAAACAAACAAAAACAUUUUUAAUGCAUUAAGAUGCAAAAUCAAGGCAGGCAGUAAUCCAAAGAUACUUUAUUUAUCCGAAAGAGAAAUUAAAUGUUGUUGCAGAUGGGGACGCUGUGGUCAGGAAGAAUCUCCACUACCAGUCAGUCUUCCAAUGCACCUGUAGAAGCCUCUGACUGAAGACUGUUCCAUGACAUCCUAACAGCUGAAUAAACAGGAAGCAGAGGUGAUUUUCUACAGUAUAACAUCCUGAAUGACAUCGAUUGUUUUUUGCUAGCAAUGCUAAUCCACCUAAUUUCCUUUGCUGCUCCGCUUUAAGUAAAGCCGAGCAGAGAGAUGCUGGAGUAGGGGAUAUGAUGAUGUGAUUCUUCUCUCUCUGCCUCCUUUUUCUACUCCUCUUAGAUUUGAGGUCAAAGUUCAGGUGUUAUUUGAAUUUUUGAGAUGCUAAACAGCUGCUUUUAGUUGUAAAAACAAUACUUUGUUGCUAUGGUUACGGAUCAUAAUUGUCCAAAAGUAGAAAAAAGAAGGAAGAGCAAAAGCCUAAACUGUCCAGACUUGAAAUGUUUCAACCAAAUAAAUUUUGAACAAAAGUAAGAUGUUGGUUUGUUUUGCUCAGAAUCUCGGUGAGGUCACAUGAUGCGUUCGGGUGUUGUGGGAUUUCUUAUUAGAAACAAAUUAAUAUCUCCUUUAUUAGCAUUUUCCUGUUUGCCUUCACUUAAUCGUCUUUAUUUAAUUUAACAUUUUUGUUUCUGCCUCUUUUGUCUCUUAUUGUUAGUCGCCUUUCUACUCCAGGGGUGUUCAAUGUGCGGCCCAGGGCCAUUUGUAGCACUUGCUCUGAUUUUUUUGUGGCACCCAACUUUUCAUUUUUAAUCGUCGUAAAGUUAUUGACAUAAUUUGUUUGCAAUUAAAAAUAUUAAUUACAAUUCAAAGUAUUGUUUUUACAACCAAACUUUUAGAAACUUUCACUGAAAAGUUGAUUGAUCUGAGCAUAAAUCAGCUCUUAUUUAAUUUACUAAACUCUUCUAAAUAUAUAGCAAGUAUUUUAGAAAAAGUGACCCAAAUCCUGGUCUUGAAUACAUUUGUUCAUCUCAUCAAAAAAUAAUUUAAAAACUAAAUUUUAAUGUAGAAAAUUAUCAAAAUUCUUGCUAAUGAAUGAAUAACAUCAAUUUCCUACAAAAAAACCUAAACAACCACGCUGCUUUAUUCACUUGAUUUUAGUAAUUUGUAUUUCAUUAUUAUUUUAUUAUGGUAAAAUAAACACUAAAAACAGC